GUCCGUUUUGGGAUCGCGACAGCUGCCAACCACCUCAAGCCAUGAACACGCCUUCCAUCAUCCUGCGCAAACAGUUCCACCCCGCCAUACUUCUCAUACCUAGAGGAUGGCAAAAGCCUUACUUACGGAUACUACUCAAUGCCACCACCUCAUAGACUACACGUCGCAUAAGCAAUCCUUUUCGCACACCUAAGUGUUGCUGAUCAAAUAUUCCUGCCCUCGCCACCCCGACACCCGAACCCCGCCUUGUCGUCAUGGCGGAGCCCUCCAAUUCGAACGUGUCGCUGCUGAAACAGCUGCAUGCGGACCUUGUCCGAAAAUACAAGAAGCACGAGGCGGCAAUUGAGACGCUUUGGCGGUCAUUCGACGCGACGCAGCGUGCAGCAUGCCUUAAGGCUGGCGCCGCAGGGGGCGUCGUGCUGAGGCACUCGACGGAUGAGACCCUGGGCGAUGUCUGCAAGUUCAUCCCGGAGUGCAAUCUGCGCGACAUCGCAGAGUCGGGACCUGAUUUCCUCCUCGACCUCAUCAAAUACCGCGCGACAACAUCCCUCUUCCAACAAUACUGCGGGAGCCAAGGCGGCCACCCGGGCGAUCAUGCGGUCAUUGCCGAGAUGGAGCGGACAAGAGGGCUCCGCCACGCACAGAGAUUCGACAGAUGUUUCUCCCUGUUCUUGGAUGAGAAUCAAUAUGGGGAGUCCUACAGAAUCUGUGGUGCAGUGAACGAGGUCGCUGCUCCUCUCCUGCCGGCAAUUCGCGCUGGUCUUUGCAUUCCCCAGUCAAGGGGGGAACUCAUCCUGCAGAGGCAGCUCUACCUGACCCAGUGCCUCGUCAUCCUUAUCGACGACAUCCUGGACGAGGGAUCUCGAACUAGGGUCAGCAAGGAGAUGCCCAGAAAGUCCGACAAGGCGGCAUCAGAAACGCUGGCAAAGCCGACCUUGGACACUGUUUGACAAGACUCAGUCGCGCGGUGCGGUCAACUGGGCGGAUUUCGUGGCGGCAAUGGUUGGACUGGGGUUUUCCGUCCUACCCAAGCUCGGUUCCGCCUAUUCGUUUCUGCCGC
Messenger RNA from Thermothielavioides terrestris NRRL 8126, 1060 nucleotides. RefSeq lists its product as uncharacterized. The transcript has a single exon. Bases 255 to 950 code for a protein of 231 amino acids. NCBI's taxonomy places the organism in Eukaryota, Fungi, Ascomycota, Sordariomycetes, Sordariales, Chaetomiaceae. The record is from RefSeq and is a predicted model, not a curated record.